AAUGUCCAAAUCUUGACUCUUUCUCCAGGAAUUGAUUAUUUUGUGUUGCUCAAACAGGAUCAUUAAACUAAAUUCAGAUUUUCAAACAACAAAAGAAGAACUAUUUUAUUUCAAACUCCUGUUUUUGUGAACGGGCCUUUUCCACACACAGAUGACAGAUAAUAUGCUCUUGAGUUGUAUUGUAUUCAGCCACAAGUGAAAUGGAAGGAAACUGUCAAAGGAAGUGUUUUUCUGCCGUAUCACUCUGAUGUUAUCGCUCUUCUUCUAAACCUGAGCUUCACAUUGAGAAACCACGAGAGAGAAAACCACUGAGACUCCAACAGCAUGUGCUGCACUCCGACUAUGAGAAGAUGAGCGGCAGGAGAUCUGUGUGCAUCUUGAUCUGUGUCUUCUGCUUCUGCUGUGCUUUGGGAAACGUAAAGCGCACUUUCAGCAUUCAAGAGCUGACGGUGACUCAGGAAGAGCUGAAGGAUUGUGGGAAGCAGAAGAAGCUGUGUGUGACGUCUAUCGCGGACUGUCUCUAUACAGCAUCAGACGGAGCUCCUCGAGUUCCCAGAACAUCUGAGAACUUCCUGAACACAUCAUGCCACUAUCUGAUGCAAGAGGAGUCGUUGACCUGCAGAUGGGCUCAGACAAACCACAUCAGAUCACAAACCAUCAGCAGCUUAAUUUUCAGCCAAGCUGAGGACUUCCACCACUGUCCCUCUAUUUUAAAAAUAUAUUCAACUUUCAAUUUAACCAUCAAGUCAAAGAGUGUCUUCAGCCAGAAAGAGCAGUUCUCUGACGUCUAUCUGCUGGUCAUUCGGGAUAUAAUCCAGGCUCCUCGGCCGCUGAUCUCGUCUGUUAACGUCACUGAUUCGUCAAUCAACGUCACAUGGACCAGCGGGAAAAUACCAGUCACUAAAUGCAAAAUCCGUUACAAACGUCUCAACACAGAGUCAUGGGCCGAGACUGCAGAUUUGCCGUCCUCGGUCGAGUCUCAGUUCGUGAUCGAGGGUUUACAGGCCUUCAGUGAGUAUCAUCUGAGAGUCUCCUGCUCUCACGGAUUCGGCCGAUGGAGCGACUGGAGCGACGAGACUCGAGUGAAGACAUCAGAGAGCUUGCCGACUGUUGCUCUCUCUCUCAGUUAUUAUGUGGAUUCAGAUGAAAACUCCAGGAUUCGGCAGCUGGUGCUUCUCUGGAAGGUAAUAUAGCACACGUGUGUGUGUGUGUGUGGUGUGAGUGUGUGUGUGUGUUUGUGUGUGUGUGUG
Sinocyclocheilus anshuiensis is the source of this 1250-nucleotide messenger RNA. RefSeq lists its product as uncharacterized. Gene Ontology annotation, cellular component: external side of plasma membrane. The record is from RefSeq and is a predicted model, not a curated record. NCBI's taxonomy places the organism in Eukaryota, Metazoa, Chordata, Actinopteri, Cypriniformes, Cyprinidae. Bases 351 to 1193 code for a protein of 280 amino acids. The transcript is spliced from 10 exons. Gene Ontology annotation, molecular function: protein binding; cytokine receptor activity. Gene Ontology annotation, biological process: cytokine-mediated signaling pathway.